AUCAUUGAUGGGUUUAUGACACAUUACCUGAGAGAGGGUGAACCGUAUCUGAACACAGCCUAUGGACACAUGAUCUGCUACUGGGAUGGCUCUGUUCACUACCUGAUGUACCUGGUGAUGGUGGCUGCCAUAGCAUGGGAUUGUUGUAGGGAAAGCUACAGAACCAUUGGCCUAUACUGGGUUGGAUCCAUUAUAAUGAGCAUUGUGGUUUUUGUGCCUGGAAACAUUGUAGGAAAAUACGGAACACGGAUUUGUCCUGCAUUCUUCUUAAGCAUACCAUAUACAUGUCUUCCCGUCUGGGCUGGCUUCAGAAUCUAUAAUCAGCCACCAGAAAACUAUAAUUAUCCAUCAAAGGUUCUUCAAGAAGCCCAAGCAAAGGCUCUUCUGAGAAGACCAUUUGACUUAAUAUUGGUUGUGUGUCUUUUCUUGGCAACUGGAUUUUGCCUGUUCAGAGGCUUGAUUGCUUUGGAUUGCCCAGCUGAGCUCUGCCGACUCUACACACAGUUUCAAGAACCCUACCUAAAGGACCCUGCUGCUUACCCUAAAAUUCAGAUGCUGGCGUACAUGUUCUAUUCUGUUCCUUACUUUGUGAUUGCACUUUACGGCUUAGUGGUUCCAGGAUGUUCAUGGAUGCCCGACAUAACACUGGUCCAUGCUGGAGGGAUAGCCCAGGCUCAGUUUUCUCACAUUGGUGCUUCCCUUCAUGCUAGAACUGCUUAUGUCUACAGAGUCCCUGAAGAAGCGAAAAUCCUUUUUUUAGCAUUAAACAUAGCAUAUGGAGUUCUUCCUCAGCUCUUGGCCUACCGCUGUACCUACAAUCCCGAGUUCUUCAUAAGAAUAAAGGCAGAUGAAAAGGUGGAAUAAAUAUACCUCAUGUUC
Molecule: messenger RNA, 879 nt
Organism: Cricetulus griseus (Chinese hamster)
Lineage: Eukaryota; Metazoa; Chordata; Mammalia; Rodentia; Cricetidae
Source: RefSeq, a predicted model, not a curated record